AUGACAAGCACUGCGCUCCUGGCAGAUCUCAGCUCCCCGCACUACACCAAAGACUUGAAAAAGAAAGGAGCAUCAGAGCUGCAGAUGUACGAUACCAUCAAAGCUGUGGCAAACGUGGUGUACCCUCUCAGACGAGGCAGCUCUUUCACGUUUCUGACUCCGGGACCACACUGGGACUUCACCCUGAAGAGGAAGCGCCGAGAAAAGGACGAUGAUGUAGUCAGUCUUUGCAGCCUUGACUUCAAGGAGCCAAGCAAUAAGCGGGUUCGGCCUUUAGCACGGGUCACAUCCCUGGCAAACUUGAUCUCUCCUGUAAGAAAUGGUGCAGUUCGGCGCUUUGGGCAGACAAUACAGUCAUUUGCCCUUCGCAGUGACAGCAAGUCUCCUGGCUGUGCCCAGAAAUCAUGUAGCAGAUCUGCUGCUCCUACUCCUCCUAAAAGAAGAAACAGCGUACUUUGGUCUGAGAUGUUAGAUGUCAACAUGAAAGAAUCCCUGAGCACCAAAGAAAUUAAGCGCCAGGAGGCAAUAUAUGAAAUGUCCAGGGGAGAGCAGGACCUAAUCGAAGACCUGAAGCUUGCCAGAAAGGCCUAUCAUGAUCCUAUGCUGAAACUCUCUAUCAUGUCUGAGGAGGAACUCAACCACAUAUUUGGGGACUUGGAUUCUUAUAUUCCUCUGCAUGAAGACUUGUUGGCAAGUUUAGGAGAAGCAAAAAAACCAGAUGGAACAGUGGAGCAGAUUGGGCCCAUUCUUGUGAAGUGGUUACCACGACUCCAUGCCUACAAAGGUUACUGUAGCAAUCAGCUGGCGGCCAAAGCACUUCUGGAUCAGAAGAAGCAGGACCGGAGAGUGCAGGACUUCCUUCAGCGCUGCCUUGAGUCUCCUUUCAGCCGCAAGCUAGACCUUUGGAGCUUCUUGGACAUUCCUCGAAGUCGGCUGGUCAAAUACCCGCUGCUCCUAAAAGAGAUCCUGAGGCACACUCCCAAAGACCAUCCUGAUAUCCAGAUUUUGGAAGAAGCCAUAACUAUAAUCCAAGGAGUCCUCUCUGACAUCAACCUGAAGAAGGGGGAGUCUGAGUGCCAGUAUUACAUUGACAAGCUGGAGUACCUGGAUGAGAAGCAGAAGGACCCGAGGAUUGAAGGCAGCAAAGCUUUACUGUGCCAUGGCGAGCUGAAGAAUAAAAACGGACAUAAACUCUACGUCUUCCUCUUCCAAGACAUCCUGGUUUUGACCCGGCCCGUCACUCGCAACGAGCGUCAGGCCUACCAAGUGUACAGGCAGCCGAUCCCCAUCCAGGAGCUGCUCCUCGAAGACCUGCAAGACGGCGAUGUGAAAAUGGGAGGAUCCUUCCGAGGAGCUUUUGGCAAUUCCGAUAAAGCUAAAAAUAUCUUCCGAGUUCGUUUCCAAGAUCCCUCCCCGGGCCAGUCCCACACGCUGCAGGCCAACGAUGUCUUCCACAAGCAACAGUGGGUUAAUUGUAUCCGAACCGCCAUCGCUCCCUUCCAGCGGACUGCUGCCGUAGCAGAGCUGAAGGAGCUGCCGGAGCUGAGCGAAGAGGCGGAGGAGAACAACCCCUCUGCUCCCAACAUCAAAGCCCAGAAGAGGCAGUCUGCCAUGUCUGGCAUAACCGAGAUGGAGUUAGAUGAAAGCGCAUCUGAGUGCGGCUCCAUCCUGGACUCAGAGGAAGCCAAGGGCGCGAAAACACACCGAACGCCGUCUGGGCACAGGAAAACGAGGGAAAAGCAGCUAAGUGGCAAGCGGAAAGAAACGCUGGUGUAAAAAGGAGCCCAGUGAUGUCCUGGUGCAAAACUGUUUAUUUAUAAAUAAUGUGUACAUUUUUCUUGUAAUGUGAGCAUGAUUGGGUAAACUCUACUGAACAGAAUAUUGUUUUGGUUUUUUAUGUUGCAAUGGCAGCUACUGGUAUACAGUUAACGCUGUUGAGCUGGAGUCUGUUUUUACAAACGUGGCCAUUUUCAACCUGGUUUUUAGUGCUGUGAGUGAGCGAUUCGGAAGCCCUCGUGCUUUUGAGUGCUUGUGACGGGUUUCAAGAGCAUGUGUUGGUUUCUGAAAGAUUUCCAUACACGGUGUUUGAGGCUGGAAAACAGUAAAGCUUAAAGCGGAAGUUUGGGCCGUCACCGCGAGCCUGGCAGCACCUCCCUUGGCAGGGGGUUUGGAUCAGCACCGUGAGACUCGGAACCUGAAUUCACAUUUUCUUCUUCUUUUGUAGAGCACGGUGAAUGGUUACCAUAAUCC
This is a messenger RNA of Charadrius vociferus (killdeer), 2250 nucleotides long. It is a transcript of the gene NET1, whose product is annotated as neuroepithelial cell transforming 1. The transcript has 14 exons. The coding region runs from base 1 to 1776 and encodes 591 amino acids. NCBI's taxonomy places the organism in Eukaryota, Metazoa, Chordata, Aves, Charadriiformes, Charadriidae. Gene Ontology annotation, biological process: positive regulation of Rho protein signal transduction; intracellular signal transduction. The record is from RefSeq and is a predicted model, not a curated record. Gene Ontology annotation, molecular function: guanyl-nucleotide exchange factor activity.